This is a messenger RNA of Hyposmocoma kahamanoa, 6026 nucleotides long. RefSeq names its product forkhead box protein L2-like. Gene Ontology annotation, molecular function: DNA-binding transcription factor activity, RNA polymerase II-specific; RNA polymerase II cis-regulatory region sequence-specific DNA binding. Lineage: Eukaryota; Metazoa; Arthropoda; Insecta; Lepidoptera; Cosmopterigidae. The record is from RefSeq and is a predicted model, not a curated record. The transcript has 12 exons. Gene Ontology annotation, biological process: anatomical structure morphogenesis; cell differentiation; regulation of transcription by RNA polymerase II. Bases 405 to 1985 code for a protein of 526 amino acids.
GGUAGAGUGGUCGCUGCGGUGCCGGUGGCUGUGCUCGAGUUCGAGUCAUUAGUCAGUCGGAAGCCCGGCACUGAGACGCGUGACUCGCUGCGCGGCCCGCUACAUGCGUCAACUGUGCGACACGAAACCACGGCCGCCCGCCCAGCGCGCGCCGCACGCGCAUUUAAAAAUAAAAUUUUAAAACAAAACAUUUACACGCUUUGUUUAAAAAAGGACUAAUGUGAUUUCUUUAGCGAAAACAAACUUGAACUUGAAAAUUUAACUGUAAAGUGAAUAUUGACGUUAAAGUGAUUUUCUUCGAGAAUGCGUAAACACAAUUCCAGAUUUCAGAAAAAGCGGAUCUAAAGACUGGAGCAGAGGAAGCUUCAGAGCUGAAAUAUUUUAAAAAGUGGCUUCAUAACGUGAUGGCAGUCGGUCGCCGGCUACCUGAAAGUUCGCGCAGCAGUGCUGGAAUGGAAAUUGCCGGAAGGAAAAAUGACUACGGGACGCACAGAUACAACGUGGCUGGGAGCGCAGAUGGUGCGAGCCUCGAUGGAGGCUGCGACGAGGACGUCACCCAGCUGACCACUCCAGACCUUCAUUCAGAAACUUUCGACAUGAACGAUCUGUCCUCAAACGCUUAUGCAGUGGAUGCGCGAAGAAUGCAGUUAUACUCACAUGUCCAUCCUACGGAGCUGUCAAUUCACGCGGUGUCUACGCAUGAGUUGCUGAAGCCAAAGGAUGAACCUUCGUAUUCUUUGGCAGCGUCGUCGAACCUCUGUGCGGUCAACUUGCCUCAUGCAGGUUCGUCGCCUUACGAUAGUCGGUUAUGCCUUCAUGAGAACAGCGGCGCAGACGACACCCCCAACUCGCAAAGCGCUAAAGGCAACGAAGAACUAUCCAGAGUCUAUCAAACUCUGACUCUGCCUGCCUUGUCCAGGGAGGAUACAAGUUCCAACAGCAAUGAUACAAAAAGUAAAACGAAGAAUACGACUCCUAGCAGUCCCGGGAAUUCUUCAGAAAUGAAACCACAAUCUACUACGCCAACUUCACAGGGUCUAACCAAACCGCCAUACUCCUACGUCGCUCUCAUAACCAUGGCUAUUCAAAACAGUCAAACCAAAAGAGCGACACUCAGUGAAAUCUACGCUUACAUCACUAAGGAAUUUCCUUUCUAUGAGAAAAACAAAAAGGGCUGGCAAAAUUCCAUAAGGCACAAUUUAAGUCUCAACGAAUGUUUUAUAAAAGUACCUAGAGAAGGCGGAGGGGAUAGAAAAGGAAACUAUUGGACUCUCGAUCCACAAUGCGGGGACAUGUUUGAAAACGGGAACUUCCGGCGGCGGCGCAGGAUGAAAAGGCCUUUUCGUACCACGCCGUACUCGAAAACUCUGUUUGGCGACGGGUACCACGUGGCGCACGUCGCUCAGCACGUCCCACCACAUAUGCAGCCUCUUCCACUUGGGGCUCGGAACUAUUUUGGAUCUGGGUCAGCGUAUCCACCGUCAUAUCCUAGAUACGACACGACAUGGCUGACUCAGUCAACCGGUGGUCUUGGCUACGCGAGUGCCUGUGGGAGUAUGGGUCGAAGUCCACCAGGAUGUUCACCACACAGCGCUUUACCCCAUCAGUCUGCGUCGAUCAAUCCGUUUACACAUCAGUUGCAAGGGCAGCUGCAGAGCCCCUUGCAGCCAAUGCAGCCCAUGUCCAUGAAUAGUUAUAACCCCAUUGGGGUCACUGCUUUGGACGGAUCCCCUAGUCCGGGACCAGGGUAUGCGCCGUCUUCUGGCGGGUUCUCUCCUAGUCGUCACCAUGACAUCGUAACGUCGUCUGACACCGCGGUCUCUAGAUUCCCUAUCUGGUCCGAAGAAUUUUUGCAGGUGGAUCGCCAAGUCCUAGUUCAGGAUAUGUGCCAUCUAGCAGCUUCUCUCCGACGCGGAGGCAUGAGGCUGAUACAUCUUCCGAUGCUGCCGGCACACGCUUCUCUUUUUGGCCCGAAGUUGGCGUGAAAGAGGAAGCUUCGCCUAGCGUUGUAUCUAAUGGAGCACCGUACUCUAAAUGGUUUACGUAGUCACCAAAGCUGGAGGGAAAUACAAGACUAAGAAUAUUAAGUUUUAUGCACUUCGUGUGGUAUAAUACGAUUUACAAUGGAAUUAGAAUUGAUUGUAAUGUAAAAAUUGAUAUAGUGUUCAAUGUAUGUAUAAUGUAAGUAGGCGUGUAUAUUAAUUGGUAGGAUGUUAUUAAAAAGCCUAUUGCAAUUCAGUAACACAUAAACAAAGUGAGGCGCAUAUAAUUUGUGGUUAUAUUUUUAUGGCCGGGUAAUAUAUAGUCAACAGCAACUCAAGUGUAACUUAGAGAAUUAUCUCACGCGCAAAACAUUGAAAUAUACCUCUUAGAAAAAAAGGAACAACUCUAAUGCGAGAAAAAAAGGAUGAAACUGUUUAUAAUGUAUUUAAUUCAAAAUACGUUUCUUUGUAUCUUUUUGCUAUUAGAUGAUAAGCAUAUUUUUACUAGAUGGAUUAUUAAAGGCAAUGGCGGAAUAAGAGUGUAUUUUGACGGCCUGCUUUCCAAUAGCACCACAACUGUAGGAUAGCUGUUGAAAUGCAGCUGGUACGCUACAACGCCUCUGAUUCACUGCUAGUUGGCGUUGGUGAUGGAGUUGCUUUGUUUUUUGCCAGCAUAACACAACUAAUUCGGUUAAUUCGAUACAGCUCGUGUAACUAGCCUCAAAAGGAGAAGCAAGGCUCCAUUUACCGCGGACUGGAAGGGAAUGAAACGGAAUUUUUUGAACUAAAUUGUACAUAGCAUAAUGAACUUUGUACGUUAUGUAAAUUGUACAAUGUAACAACUAGAUACGAUACAAUAACUACGGAAAUUCCCGAAGCUGCGCGAGAAUUCUCUCGAAAACGCGCGACCGGUGUUUUGGUUCGUAUCUAGUUUGUAUGUUAUACAAGUUCAUUAAGCUAUGGUUAUAAAAAUUGCCUUCCAAAUUUAAGUAAAAGGCGCCUAAUGAAUGUUUAGAAACAUUAUUUACAUUGAUUAUUAUUCACAAGAUCGAUUCUUUUCAGUCUCCAAUAGCUGCGUUGUUUUGUUUCAUAUGAAAUCUUUUGUCAUAAUUUUAAGGUCCAUUAAUUUGAUAGCAUUCUUAUGUUAUCUUCCCAUAGUCUUCUCGCAAUGUCUUCAAGUGAUUUUAACGUGAGUGUGUUACUCUUGUUUUGCUAUAGACUAUGUAUUGGUCAUUCUGCCGGAUGUAGGAUCCCACCGCUUAGAAAAAAAUACAGCCUGGUGUCUUUGUUAAGAUAAAAGCUAACGUCAGUUAUAAUGAAGCAGGAGUCUUAGGCAGUGAUGUUUGUCAAUGUUUAUCUCUGUGAACUUGGAAUUAGAAUGUAUUGGCUUUUCUUAAGUGCUGUCAAUAGUUGGAACCUAACCUUCGGUUGUGAAAUUGGGCCCAUGUUUUCGAGUGCAACGUUUUUCUGAUUUAACUUCGUAUGAGGGGUAUAUACCAGUAGUUCUUUCACCAUGUGACUACGUAUUUUGGUAACAGUUGUAUAUACAAUGUUAAUCUAAUUACACUGCAUGCAAAGGGUUGGGUCCAGCUACAAACAUGAAUAACUUUCACCUUGUUGGUACAAAUCAGCUGUUAAAUGUCCAGAACUACUGGGACAAAUCCAGCAUGAAUAUUUGCGUAGUCGUCUUUCAAAUAUUACAUGAUCAGAUAAUUAAAAUACACUUACUGACAAUAACUUCGAAUCGCAUGUGAAAUAUGGCACGACCAUAAAAUAAUACAUGUUGUAGAAAACUUAACAAGGCAUCGCAGGAUUGAAAACACUUGGAUUUGUCACGUUUUAAGCUCCGAAUACAAGAAACAACUCUGGUAAUAACGAAACCAGGUUUCUGAAAUUGAUAUAGAUAGGUAUGUUGUAAACAAUACAUUAUCAAAAAUUUCUUUCUUUAAGCUCAAACUCGAAGUUUACAGUUUAAAAAUGACAGGUGUCCCGAAUUCAUUGCCAGUGAGUGUACAGUGUGCCAAUAAGAGUCCUGGGAAACUAACAUGGGAAUAUUUUUAUUUAAAUAACAAGAUAAAUGGUGGAAAGUUUUCGUGAAUUGUAUGUAUUUGUGGUUAUAUAAUUUACGUAUAUAAGCUAAGUGGCACUCAGUGCUUUCUAUGUCUUGUUUUUAAGUUUUAUUAAUCUUAUUAACUAAAUUCAGUGCCGAUCAACUGAACCUAUAUAUUUUUUUUAUUUGAUGUCUUGCGCAAUAUUCGCUUGAUUAUUUACCCUUUGUUUCUUUGUUGAUAUAUUUAUCGAAGUGUUUUCCAUUUCAAUUGUUACAUAAGUAUUUUACCAUACAAAUCUAUGCAAUAUCUGUGCCCAUAUCUGAGCUAUGCGUUUGUUUUCGAGCAUUUAUUUCACUCGGUGACAAUGAUGAUGUUUGUUGAUUUCUAAAGAAGUGUGUUAUAUUAAUAUUUUAACAAAUUAUCUAUAAUUCCAUGCGAUUUCAAACAGGGUAAUGCAUUAACACGUCGUAUUUUAUGUGACAGUGAGUGGUAACAUUUGUAGAUUGUGGGCGGUUUGGAUUGGUUUUGGUUCUAAUACGAAUUUUUCAAAGGAUAUUGUUUACAAUAUUAUUGCAUAACGAAAUUUAUUUACUCGGUCAUAAUAUUUCAAAUAUUUAUUGAAGGCCUAGCGGUAAAUAAAGCUUUAAUUCAAAUUGUUUCUAUGUCUUAGCAACCACAUGACAUGAAGAUGAAAAUUAUACACACAAUAUUAUUAGUAUAGUGACCGGAAAUAGGAGCUUCUUUUUGUCGCUUAAAAUAGUGUGAGUGUCGUAAAACGACUGAAUAAAGGGAGAUUUUCAGAUAUUUGUUCAAUUCCAUAAAUCGAAACAAUAAAAUGUCAAUAACACUAAUCAAGAACCACCGACUUCCUGAUGGGUUAGAUUCGUUUGUGAAAAUUGCAAAUUGAGAGUUAAUACCUAAUUUACGAUUUAUUUAUGGGUCGACAGAGUUACUUUUUCCGUGUCAAGUGUGAAACAAUACUUUCACAUAAUAUUCUCACAUAUUUUAUUAUUAUUAUUAUUAUCAUUACUUUGUUAUAAUUGCAAUUAUCAAACACGGCACAGUAAAUUUUUCGAAAUUUAAUGUGCGGAAUUUAGAAUGAAAUUUCGUUCAGCUUAGUUUACUGCGUUCGUUCUCCGUGGUUUACACUGGUAUGGUGGCAACGGAAAUGUUUUGCAAUGUACAGUCAGUAGCACAUCAAAUGUGACACUUUGAAUUUGCACCGAAGCGGCUUAGAGUUGGAAGUUAAAUCUUAAUCUUCUGUCAAACUUGAUGUGCUCCUAAUACUAUAUCAAUUAAGAUUUUUGUUCGUAUUAAUGUUGAAGGGUUACGACGAAAAAUCUAAGUUGAUAACUGAUUCUUGCCUUCCGGUUAAAGGUUGAGACUUAUAAACCAAACUUAAACUAACAACGAGAAUCGACUUCAUCUAGCAAGCGUGAAGGUUGUCUUUUUUUAAUAGUGCAAGUGAAAUUUGUAAAAGUCGGACAAAGUUUGAAGUUUUAAAAACAAAUUGGCGACUCAGACUUUAAAAAGUUUACUUGAUAGUUUUGUUUACUUGAUAUACACUUGCCUAAGCGACUUUAGAACUGUAGGUUUUAAAAAAAGUCGAAGUUUGUUUUAUAAAUCUCAGAAUAAGAUAUUUUAUGAUUUUGGUAAUAGCUUUCUGAUAUGCCUUGCAUAACGUGGUGCGGGAUUAUGGCUUUAAUGUUUUUUCUUAUGUGCACCCAAUAACCAGUGGAAUUUGGGCAUUUUGUGUAAAAUGUAAUUAUGGAAAUAACAUUCGCAGCUUAUUUAAAUAUUCUUCCGUCUUGCCGGUUCGGUUUUACAUCUACGACCUUAAGCGACCUUACAAUGUCUGCGGCUGUAAGAAUGCCCUUAUUUGUUGUAUCGUUCACGGCUCUAGAAAACUUGAGUUUUACACACUGAUGUAUCAAAUAUUACUUGCAUGUACAAACAAUCUUCAACUAUUAUAAGGGAUUAAUUAAACUAUUAC